GCUGGAGCAGAGCAGCCGAGGAGAGCCGGGCGCUGCUCUGCUCCCGGCCGGGACCCGGCUCCGGCCACAGCGGGGGCAGCGAGGGGCAGCGACCUCCCCCGGGCUCAGCCGGAGCUCAUGGAAGGCAGCCAGCUUCACUUCCCCACGGGAGAAAAGGGAAAGAGGCCCUUGGAUGCUGAACCUCUGCCCGGAAAAGAGAAAUUCCAUCAAAAGCCUGCUUGCUGACCCAUCUCCCCUGGACACAUCCCUCCAUCUGGAUCUCCACAGCCUGCCUGCUCCGGUGGCAUCGUGCCUGAUCUUCCUGCCUGCAGGAGCAGCAAAGCCGGGCUCGUGCCUGGCCCGUGGCUGCCCUCCCUCCCUCCCUCUCAUGCUGCCCAAGCUCUGAGGAAGGUGGCAGGGAGGAUCCGUGCCCCUGGCCAUGAGGAGCUGUUUGGAAUGCCCGUGGAGUGCCAGCGAAGGAAAGCAGUGAAGAUGCUGAGGACAAGGCCCCAGCAGUUCCUCCACACUCAGCACAGCGAGGAUGUGCAGCCCCCCUGUGCCUGUGGGACAGCCCAGGGGGACACUGAGGGGGACACUGAGGGGGACACUGAGGGGGACAGGAGCUGCUGGCAGGAGAGGGGGAGCAGAGUGGGGCAGAGCUGCCAUCAGCUCCGGGAUGCUCCAGCCUCUGAGCCUGGCGAGCAGAGGGCAUGGAGGGGACUGAUGGGGGGGAAAUCAAGUGGGAGCUGCCAGAGGGACCCCCGGGGGCUCAAUGGGGAUGCUGCAUCACCCCUGUUGAAUGGCAGCAGCCUGCCUUUGGCAGAUGAACCUGCAGCCCCCACCAAGGACCCUGGCUCUGCCCCAGGGCUGCCCCCCACAGCAGACAGCCCCACGGCCAACCCCAGCCAUGAGUGGAAAGUGGUGAAGAUCCAACGGGUCCUCAUCAACCCUGACUUUGAGCCAAGGAAAGCAGGUCUCUCCCGCAGCGCCAGCCUCUCGGAGAAGGAGCUGAAGGAGGCGAAGGCGCGGAGCCAGAGGAUCGCGGCUCAGCUCACCACGGCUCCCGGCCCCAGCUCCAAGGGCGUCCUGCUCUUCCACCGCCGCAGACAGAGAGUCGAUGGCCUCACGGGGGCCGGGCACGGCGAGGGGCUGCCGCUGAGCCCUGCGCCCCAGCCUCGGCAAGCGGCCAUGGAGGACAGCCAGGGGCGGUGGAUGAAGCCAGAGCCUGAGCAGUCCGGCAGUCCAGGAGAAGGGAUGCUGGCAAACGCCUCCCCGUGCCGGGAGCUGCCUGCUGGAGCACAGCAGGUCCCGCUCAGCGUUUACCUGAAGGAGAACAUGGCAUCGGCCACCACCAAUGGUGUGCAGGAGCAGGCAGCCAGCAGGAUGGAGAGAGGGCUGGAAGGGCCCGGGGAUGCAGGAGCCCCUGUGGGGCCGAACACAGCGCCUCUCGUCCUGCCACAGAGCCCCGAGGAGGGGAAGAAUGUCAAAGUGCCCAGUGAGGUGCCCGGUGAGGUGCCCAGCGCUCCAGCGGGGACAGCCACAGGAAUGGCAUCCCCAGCCGGGCAGCAGCAGAACGGGGCACAGGGCCGGCAGUAUUAUGAAGUCCAUCUCACCCUGGCCAAGCCCAAGCCUGUGAAGAACCGGACGGCCAGACCCUUCGGCACCCAGGCGUCCCCCGCCAGUGCCCAGCCAGCCGAGGAACCCCCUGCCCCCGAGCUGCCCCCACCACCCACCUACGCAGAGACCCUCAGCAGCCCCCCACCCCUCACCCGUGUCCGCUCUCCCCCUGCCUACUCAGCCCUGUAUCCCACCCAGGAGCAGAAGAUGCUGCCGGGUCCCCUCCUGGGCUGUGGCAUGAGCGGACCAAACCCCUUGCCCAAAACAGGGAUCCUGGAAGAAUCGGCUGCCCGGAGAGCCAGCAGAAAGUCCAUGUUCACCUUUGUGGAGAAGCCAAAGCUGGGCCCCAACCCCGACCUGCUGGACCUGGUUCAGAGUGCAGACAGCAGGAAGAAGCAGAAGGAGCAGGGAGAACCCAGUGCCGAGGAUGAGCCCUUYGCCCUCGGGGCUGAAGCUGCAAACUUUGUCCCCAACAGCGCAGCCAGGGGUGUGCAGCACCUCCCGCCGGCUGAGGAUGCUCCAGCGUGGUCCUCCUGCCUCAAAUCUCCCACCAUCCAGCCCAAGAAGAAGCCACAGCCCAGCCACAUCCUCAGUGAAGCGAGAGGGAAGGGGGCUGAACUCUUUGCCCGCCGACAGUCCAGGAUGGAGAAGUUCAUCAUCGAGGCCCCCUCCCAGCCGGAGCUGCUGCGGUGCCCAUCACCCACCAUGUCCCUGCCUCCCUCCUGGAAGUACGACAACAAUGCUUACCUGUCACCCAUGGUCUCCAGACGYCCCUCCAAGAGUCCCUCCAGGCCCCCCAAAACCCCUCCUGCAUCUCUGUAUGGCAGCAACCCAAUGGAGAACGAGGUGUCYCAGAAGGAGCUGGAGAUCUCCAAGCACCAGCCUUACCAGCUCCAGUCUUCUCUCUUCAUCCUCUCCCCAUCCAAGGGGCCGGCCGCGUCCAUGCCCCAGGAGAUGCCUCCACCCAGACCCUCUCUUCCCGACUCCUACCCCUACCCCCAGCAAGCCUCCUGCCCGACCUCUCCGUUGCCUCCUUCCCCGGUUUGGCAUCCCCCCGUGGUGCCCAGCGCCGGCCAGAGCAGCACCAGCCCCUUCCCCAGCGCUGCCGGGGCUCUGCCCCUGACUCAUGAGAGCCGUGCCAGUCCCGGAGCCCCGGCUGAGGUGCUGCUGGCCUCCCCGUGCCGCCUGCUGCCACCCCGGGCAAAGGCAGGCUUCCAGGCACCCCGGCCCUCCUACUCCACCAGGAAUGCCGGCAUYGAGCCGCAGGACAGGCGAUCGUCCCUCCCUGCAUCUCCCACCUGGACGCCCCGGCUGGCGCGGCGCCCGGGCAGCCUGGACGGCUGGGCCAGCCCGGCGUCGGUGCCCGAGCUGGAUGAGGGACCGCCCUUGUCCCCUCCGUGGAGCGAGAGGUCCCUGUCCCCGCUGCGGCAGGAUGCGGASCCCCGGGCCAGCCGGCAGAUGCAAGCGCGGCUCGCCAGGAACAUCAUCAACGCUGCCCGCAGGAAGAGCUGCUCUCCCAAAGCCGGGGGGCCGGAGAGCUCCCGGCCCUUCACCCCCAUCUCCGCCGGGCCCCCCAGCCUGCCCCAGUCGCCCCGGCUGGGCCCCCGAGCGCCGGCCCUGCAGGCUGCCAGCAGCGCUCUGGGGAGCCUCGGCAGCCCCUCGCCCACCCACAAAAGCCCCCUGCGAUCGCCCCGGGCGGGCAGCCCCCAGUUCUGUGCCUCCCCCGGGAUGCCCCGAGGCGCCUGGGCAGAGGGUCGCCGGCUCCUGAUGCCAUCCAGCGCGUCCUCCUGCCCCGUSCCCAGGCUGUCCCCGGUCCCCAAGAGUCCCCUGCCAUCCCCCGUGGUGGGCGGGCGAUCCCCAGCCAAGCGUUGCACCUCCCGGUCCCCGACGGACUCGGACGUCUCCCUGGACUCCGAAGACUCGGGGACCAAGAGCCCGGGAAUCCACAGCUUCAACCUGUGUCCCCGGGGCUGGACCAGCAGCCUGCGGCUGAAGACGGGGGGGCUGCCCUCAGGGGCCCCCUGCACCUCCUAGACGAGCCAGCCCCCACCAAACCACCYUGUCCCCCGACCCGUCAGCCCGGGUGAUGCCCCCGCUGACCYCCCUACCGGGAACACACCAACCCCCGGGACUGAGGUCCCCAAAAAAGUGUCCCUUSGGAGCUGCCACGGCCCCUCUGUGUGCCAGAGGGGUCAGGUGCCUCCUGCCCGCCCGCCAUCCCAUGGCCCCGCUCUAUUUUUACCACGCUAACCUUUCGGGGCAGGACUGCGUGGUCAGCAGGCAGGAGCAGGCAGAGUGGGGGAGCCSACACCUCCCUCCCCCACGGCUCCUCCCUCGGCAGUCCCUGCUUGCCAGCGAGCCCCAACCCACACAGCCAGGAUGGGAUGGGCUUGGUGGUCCCCUGUGAGCCCCCUGUCCCCAGCUCCCAGGRGUUAUCCCGGGGUGUCUCUGCUUCCCUGGGGUGGCACAUCUGCUGCACCCGUCAGGGGUGGGCAGCAUCGAUUCCAUGCCAUGACCAGGCUCCCUCUCCCUGUGUCUCCCAGUCUCCAGAAUUGUCUGGUGUCAAUUGAAACCAUAUUUUGGAGAGGAAAAGUUAAUUUUUAAUUCCAGCCCCCCAGUUCUUCAUUGCU
Malurus melanocephalus (red-backed fairy wren) is the source of this 4226-nucleotide messenger RNA. It is a transcript of the gene SYNPO, whose product is annotated as synaptopodin. NCBI's taxonomy places the organism in Eukaryota, Metazoa, Chordata, Aves, Passeriformes, Maluridae. Gene Ontology annotation, cellular component: nucleus; spine apparatus; stress fiber. Gene Ontology annotation, biological process: positive regulation of actin filament bundle assembly; modification of dendritic spine; spine apparatus assembly. Gene Ontology annotation, molecular function: actin binding. The transcript has 4 exons. The coding region runs from base 436 to 3630 and encodes 1064 amino acids. The record is from RefSeq and is a predicted model, not a curated record.